Messenger RNA from Humulus lupulus (European hop), 1365 nucleotides. RefSeq lists its product as uncharacterized. Bases 1 to 1365 code for a protein of 454 amino acids. NCBI's taxonomy places the organism in Eukaryota, Viridiplantae, Streptophyta, Magnoliopsida, Rosales, Cannabaceae. The transcript is spliced from 2 exons. The record is from RefSeq and is a predicted model, not a curated record.
AUGGAUUGCUCAGCUUUUAGUGAAAUGAAGGGGGUUUAUGAAGAGCAAUGCAAUUCCUUAGGGGCCUAUAAUAAGACAUUCUCUCAUACGUACAAUCCUGGGUGGAGAAACCACCCAAAUUUCAGCUGGAGAGAUCCCAACCAAGCACAAUCUUCUGGAGGGAAAUGGAGAAAUGAGCACCAGACUCAACCAUCAAAAGCUCAAUUUGCUCUGCAAUACAAUGCUCCACCUCAAAGGAGUUCUCUUGAGAACACCCUUCAUUCAUUCAUGGAGGAGCAAGCCAAAAUAAAUCGCCAAAUGAUGGAAGAAAUCAAGGAAAUAAAAAGUCAAUUUUCAAAACUGACUGGAUCCUUGGUUAUUUCUGAAAGAGGCAAACUUCCUUCUCAGCAUCAAUUCAAUACACAAGGGCAACAUAUGGCUCAAACCUCCAACUGUGACGAUCAAAAUGUUAAGCAGGCUAAUGCCAUCACAACUAGAAGUGGUAAAGCUUUGGAAGAUCCACCAAUACCAACUACUACUUCAAAAUCUCCAAAUGUUGUCUCUGAAAGUGUGCCAUCCAAUGCUUCUGCAAAAGUUCCAUUUCCCCAGGCUCUAAGACUUGUUGGAAAAAUUCCUAAAAGUCAAGGAGAAAUCCUUGAGCACUUGACACGAGUGAAGAUUAAUCUGCCUUUGCUUCACAUCAUCAAACAAGUGCCAUCAUAUACUAAAAUCAUCAAGGAUCUUUGCAUUGUAAAAAGGAAGCAUCAUGUCAAGAAGACUGCUUUCCUAACAGAGCAAGUCAGUGCGGUAAUUGAACAAAAGACACCACCAAAAUACAAAGAUCUUGGUUGUCCCACCAUGUUCUGCCAAAUUGGGACUCAUGAAUUCAGCCAAGCCUUGCUAGACUUAGGAGCGAGUGUCAAUCUCAUGCCUUAUUUUAUCUACUCACAACUUGGUCUUGGUGAAAUCAAGUCUACUUUUGUAGUCUUACAGCUAGCUGAUCGUUCUAUUAAGAAGCCUCAGGGUAUUUUUGAGGAUGUUCUUGUUCAAGUUGACAAAUUCUAUCACCCCGUUGACUUCCUCAUUCUCGAUACUCAAUCUGUGGAAUGGUCUCAUGAAAGUAUCUUUUGGGAAUAUGACUCUCGAGGUCAAUAUUUUCAUGUUGCAAAGCAACCACAUGAUGAUGACGAUGAUGAGUGUUAUCAGACAUUUCUGAUUGACACACUCAUUACUGAGGAGAUUCAAUUGCAAAGCAAUUAUGAUGAUCUUGAUGAACUCCUGCCUGUUAGUGAAAGUUCUAGUUUUGAUGAGUCAAUUAAUGAAAUUUCUUGUUACAAAGACUCACAAAACGGAAGAACAAAGUUUUGGCAACCUCGCUUUGAAUAG